Paramecium tetraurelia is the source of this 1179-nucleotide messenger RNA. RefSeq lists its product as uncharacterized. The record is from RefSeq and is a predicted model, not a curated record. Gene Ontology annotation, molecular function: protein serine/threonine kinase activity; ATP binding. The transcript has 4 exons. Gene Ontology annotation, cellular component: nucleus; cytoplasm. Lineage: Eukaryota; Ciliophora; Oligohymenophorea; Peniculida; Parameciidae. Gene Ontology annotation, biological process: endocytosis; signal transduction; peptidyl-serine phosphorylation.
AUGAAUUUGAAUUCUCAACCUUCUUAAAUUAGAUACCAAAAUGUAAGAUUAAAAUAAAGUACUGCGGCAUUUUUUGAAUAUUUCGCUGUAUAUAAAUCGAACAAGAGAGAAGUAAGAUUAAAAAUACAGAAUUCUACCAAUUUGAAUGUGUUGCAAUAGGAAACUGCUAAAUUGAUACAAGUGUAAGAUAUUGAAGGCAUACCAGAGGUGAUAGAUUAUGGUAAUAAUAAUGAUUAAAGAUUUUUUUUGGCUACCUAAAGUCUUGGCCCAUCUUUAAGUUCGAUUAUUAAGGCAAACAUAUAGAUGUCAUUAAAAAACAUUUUAUUGAUCGGCCUCUAAUUGAUUAAACUAAUUUAGAAAAUUCACAAUAAGAAUUUUAUUUUGUGUAAUCUUACACCAAGCAACUUAUGUUUUGGAUCAGAUACUGAAGAUAAAUUAAUAUAUUUGAAAGACCUAUCAUUCUUAUAACCCAAAGAUGAAGUGUGUGAAAUUUAAAAAUUUCCAUUUAGAGAAAUGAAUUUUCUUAGUCCAUUUUUUAAAAUAGAUAAAGGCCCAAGCUACAAUGAUGAUCUAUAUAGUUUGGCAUACUUAUUACUAUAUCUAUUGAAUGGAACUCUACCUUGGCAGUAAUUUGAUAAUAUAUUUAAUAAACAAUAAUUUGAAGAAUUGUAAAUCCACAAAAUAAAAGUAAUAAACGAUCAAUCUUUUUUGAAUUCAUAGCCAUCGAUUUUUGCUGAAUGGUUUAAAUAUUUAAACACUUAAAAAAAUAUUUUAAUUUCUAAAAUUUAUGAAAAUGGAUGGAAACCUAAUGAAUAAAUUUUAUAUAAGUCUGAUAUUAUGAAAAAUAGCUCGACAUCUAUUGUGUCUAUAAAAAGCAGAAGUCGAGGAACAUCUAUAACAAAAACUCCUAAUCCAAAAAUGAUUGAUAUAUUGAGUCCAAUUUUCGAAGUUGAUAAAGAAUUUGAGUUAGCUCAGUCGGUUUAAAAACAAAAGGAUGAGUUUAAUUACUUUUAAUAAUUGUAAAAUUUAUAAAAAUCAAUGGAAGAUUAAUAACUGAUUGAAAAUAAUAUCAGUUUUACUUCUAUAGAAUAAAAUGAAAGUGAAUUGUGGAAAAAAAUGGAGAAAUUGGAUAAAAUAUCAAAUCCAAUAAAAAUGAUGAAUAAAUUUGGAAAAACUUGA